This is a messenger RNA of Aspergillus niger, 720 nucleotides long. RefSeq lists its product as hypothetical. The record is from RefSeq and is a predicted model, not a curated record. Bases 1 to 720 code for a protein of 239 amino acids. The transcript has 4 exons. NCBI's taxonomy places the organism in Eukaryota, Fungi, Ascomycota, Eurotiomycetes, Eurotiales, Aspergillaceae.
AUGGCGCCGUUCCGCAACUUCUUGUCCAGAAAGUCCACUGCCCCCAAUGGCGGGGAAGUCAGUGCCGCUCCGAACGAUAACUCUGCUAGCCAGGUCUCACUCGACACUCAUGGCUCGAGUCCUUUGAGCUUCAGGAAGAGUUCCGAAAAUGAGCCACCUGAAUAUAAACUCAGUGUCGUCGACGCCAAUGGAAUCUACCAUCCCCCCUCACCUCCAGAGAAACAGGGCUUCUGGCGCAAGUACCCUGGUUCUCCGAGAUCCUCGCACCAUCGCGAUCUCGUAAACGAGAACGAACCCUUCUCGAUAUCUCGCGAAUCAUUUGAUUCGUAUCGCCGAUCAUUUGAUAUCUCUGCCCGAUCACCCGUAUGCUAUACCGAUGCGAUGCCAUCUCGGACAUCGCUUGACUCUCGAGUCUCCCAUAUAACAUCAACACCAUCUACGCUAUACUCAAAUCUAAGCAAGCAGCCGGAAGCCAUGGAAGAAGAGCAAUAUGAGGAGGUUGCGCUCGACGACGAGGAAGUCAAACCAAAGCGGAAGAGCAUCUUCUCUCGUUUUGGGGACUUCACAAACGACUCUUCACAGAACUCCAGUACCACCAAAUCAUCGACUCUCGGCUUUCACAUCCCAGGCCGUAAGAGAGGCCCAAGCAAUGUGGGCUCAGAAUUAGGUACUUUCAAAGCACCGCCGGCUAAUGCAGAAUCGGAGGUGCAUGAUGCGUGA